This is a messenger RNA of Cyclocybe aegerita, 906 nucleotides long. NCBI's taxonomy places the organism in Eukaryota, Fungi, Basidiomycota, Agaricomycetes, Agaricales, Hemipholiotaceae. The record is from the annotation of a GenBank genome assembly.
AUGUCCGCUCCUGAUUACUCAAAGCAGGGAUACAAGGACAUCAUCGUCACGCUCGAUGGGCCUGUCUUGACGAUUCUCAUUAACCGUGCUAAAAAGCGGAACACAUUCGACCGAACACUGCUGAAUGACCUCCUUCGUAUCUUUGAUCUCUCGGACAAGGACGACCGUGUUCGCGUUGUCAUUAUGACAGCCGAGCCUACCGCUCCUGCCUUCUGCUCAGGCGCAGAUAUAUCGGGAGGAUGGGAUGGCCUUUGGACACCGGAAGAGGAGAAAGAGGGAGAGCAUGCGGCUCGCGACAUCGGAGGGCAACUCUCCAUGGUCAUCUACAAUAGUCGAAAGAUCACGAUCGCCGCUGUGAACGGGCACGCGGCCGGAGUUGGUAUGACAGCCAUGCAGCUGCCAUUCGACAUUCGUUUUGCAUGGGAAGGAGCUAAACUUAGUUUCUCGUUCGUAAGGCGCGCCAUUUCACCCGAAGCACUGUCCACCUACCUUCUUCCCCGCCUCAUUGGUCUCUCACGCGCUAAUUCCCUCCUUCUUGGAGGAAUGACCGUCUUUCCAACUUCGCCCAUGAUCAGAGACCUCUACCACGCGACCUUCCCAACGCGCGAAGCUGUAUAUCCAGCAGCUAAGGCUUUCGCAGAAGAGCUAGCAUCUAACACAUCACAACUUGGAAAUGCAUAUACCAAGGGUCUAAUCCAACACGCCAGUGACACCAUUGAGGAAACCCACCUUCACGAAUCGCGUUCGAUGAAGCUUCUUGGCAGCUCUCCUGAUGGCGCGGAAGGAGCUGCUGCGUUCAGAGAAAGACGGUUGCCCAAAUUUAAUGCAACAUUGUCGAAAGAUUCCUCUCCGUGGUACCCCUGGUGGCGGCGAAUUGAUGUUCGUCAUCACCGAGCCAAGCUCUAG